GCAGUCGAGGCACCUGUAUCGUGUCUGUGGCUCCUCCUCUUAGGGUUUAUGGUGUCCCGAUGAUCCAAUCUUGUUCUCUCUCUUUUCCGGGGCGUCGUCUCGAAGCGCUGCUGCUGCUCGAGCGGGCGUCUAGGUCACCGAUUUCAUGCCAGGCAGUGGCGCUGGCGGCUGGAAUUUGGUCGACAAUGCGGCCGGGAUUGGUGUAGGAAUGAUAGUCUGGUGGCCUGGCCGUGGAAUUAGGGUUGGAGGGAGUGAUGGCUCCAGACGGCGGCGGCGGGAAGGCGGACGUGGCUGGAUUAUGGAUUGAGUUCGUGCUGAUUCCGCAGAGAUUGGAGGAGCAUUUGGAUGGAUUGGCGAGCGGCAGGGCUUUGUCUCCCGGGCAUGCCGAGCUUGUCAAUAUGUUUUUGGAGCAGGCUGUGGCGAAUCACAAGCUGUCGAGGAAAGAACCGGAUCCUCAGGGCGGUGCUGCGGCAGCACCAGCACCAUCGAGGGCUGCUAAAACAGCGUCGUUGCUCUGCGAGAGAGCGGUCAGGGUCGCAUCGGCAGCACGGUUUAGCCUUGAGGACAUCGAGGUACUUGUUCCGAGGCAUCUCCAGUCGCUGCUCCUUAGAGCUUCGGUAAAGUAUGACAAGGAUAGGUCCCUGUUCCACGAGUGUAACUUCCAUCGCUGGGUGAUCCACAAAGCUCUAGCACCCGAGGCUUUGAGGCUUUCCAUGGCGAGCCCGGCAGUUCGUGCUCGUGAUGCAGCCACAGGUGAGCCUGCAGAGAUUUUUCAAGAUGGAUUGUUGCCGGUAAGCGGAGAAUCGGAACAGGAAGGCCCCUCGGUCAGGUUCUUGGAGGAUGUUCUGGCUUCCGUGGGGGACAAGGUUGAUAAGGUUGACAGGACAAAGAAAAAGGUGGGGAAGGCGGUGCCAAACGGGGUUGUGAUGGAUGGGCUGCAGGAGGAUGGUCUGUGCCAGAUCUUGUUCGACGUUGCAGAAUCACACUUCAUGCGGGGAAGGAUAAAGAAAGCACACGACCUGUUUAGCAAGUGUGCCUCUCUAGCAGAUGGUUACGAGUCGUCCCCUGUCCCUGAAGACCGGCUUCAUGGGUUUAUAGUUGCUUGUAGAGCCGUGGCUAGUUCAGGAGCAGUGCAGCACCAGACAGAAGGAGACGAAGUGGAAGCCGUUCUCAUUUGCGAAAGAAGCCGGGUUUCGAGUAAAAGAAAGAAUCAAACUGUGCUUUCCGAUCAUUGCAAUGGGGUGAACGAGGAAAGUCCUCAUAAGAAGGUGGAUCAUAGAGUCAAGCAGAACGGUAUUAGUUUUGAGAGCGGCCAGGAUCAUACGAAACAGGUUUCGAAUGGUUACAGAGCGAAGCUGGGACAGGAUGCUGUUGAAGAUAAAGGUCUGGUGAAAGUUCUGGCUGAUGAUGUCUUAGCCCAUCGCUUGCCUUGGGAAUACUGCCUCUCUCUGGAAAAAGACUUCACACUGCCUGCAUCAGUCCGUUGUAAAGUUGCUGCGUGCAACAUUCUGCGAAGGGUGAUUGAAGGAGCUUCUUUCGAUUCGUUGCAGCGCUUUAGUGAACAGUUCCAGGAUAACAAGGAGGCUGUACAGUUCUUGAUGCAGCUUGUGUCCAACGUCAGUUCGGAGGUCAGGGAUUCAGGUGGAGAUGAAGACCUCCAAUUGCUACCACGAUUGCAGCAGUUCACCGUCUACUUUUGUUGCACCCUCGAGGAGUCUUGGUGCUGGAAGCUGGUCUGCAAGAAAAAGUUGGUCUCCCCUGAAUUCAUGUCAGACAGCAAAGAGGGGGAAACGGUCUCUCCACCUGACAAAGGGGAAGCUGUAAAAAGUGGGUUGAUUCUUCUAGACAUUCUACAGGGUGGUAAUUUAGCUUCGGUCGAGCACGCUACUUCGCCAAUAUUUGAAAUGUCAGCUGAAAGUAUAGCGAAAGCAGUGCAGCUAAGGGCCUUCGAUGCUCUGGACAGAGGAAAGGAUUACAAUCUGGCUAGGCAACUGUAUGAUCUGGCCAAGCGCAUUUAUCCCGAGGCAAUCGACAGUGAGCUCUUCCUAUGGUUUGUAGAUAGGACAGGUGGUGGCGGUGAUAGUCUUGGAGUGGCCUUACCUGAAAGGGCCGAAGGAUAUCUCAGCAGUGACGCCGUAGUGUACAUUGUGGUGCGGAUUGCUGAUGAGGAACGAUGGUCUCUAGUGCUGGAGCUUUGUAGCUGGGCUCAACGGAGGCAGUUUAUGGAUCACAAGGACGUUGCCUCAGUGUUCAGGGAAGCAGCAAUCCUUGGCGUUCUGAUGCCUAUGUGCCUUGGCCAAACGCAUGCGCGGGAAGACGAAAUCCUUCGGAAGUUCGAGGAGUUAAUGACUUUGUCUUUCAGCACGAAAGAUGGGUGUUUACUUCCGGGGAUGAAGGUGCUGCCAGUCGUCUCCAAACUUUCCAGUGUUCGAGUUUUGGAGGUUGUGGAAAAUCUCCUAGCAGGCUGGAUAAACAGAUGGCACGCAACACCGCCGGUAGAAUUGGCAAGAUAUGGCGCCUUGGCUCGUAUGGCUAGCGCUGCUGCGGACUCCAAAAGUCAAGCUCUCAGGACAUCUGGCGACUGGGGAAAGAUGUUUCAUUCGUUGCUACAACGGCUGCUGGAACUUUCGAAAGGCACAAGGGACGACUCCCGGGGCUCUCGAUGGCUACUUGGUCUUGCGGAUCUCGCAUUUGUGGAUCAUGCGUACCUGAGCUCUCUACAAUUCUAUCUAGAGGCCGGCGCUGUUCGGAGUAGCUUCUAUUGCGAUCGGGUGGCAUCCAUGGCCCGUGAAUUCUUUACUCCUUGGGUGAUAACAAGAAUGAUUGCUGCGUGCAAGGAAAUUGGUGCACAGUUACAGGCUGCCAUUCUUUGUCAGUGUCUUCCUGAUCCAGACUAUGAGUCUGCCUUCCAGAUUUUACAGGCGAAUCCGCUCAUUGUCGAUCAGGACGCUGCAUUGUACUUCGACUGUGUAUGGGAGAUACCAAUACUGGAGCUGCUCGUUCACAUGCACGCAAAGGCAGGUGACCGAGCACGCGUUAACACUCUUAUAAGCUUGCUCCAACAGCCUGCUCUGAAUGUGCAUAAUCCAGCCUCAAUAAGGCAGGCGCACAUUGCUGCCAUGGAGCAGCGGUUCCUCCAGAGGCUUUACGCGGAACUGGUGUAAUGUAAACUAUCUUCUUCGCGCUCAGAGGUCCAGCUUGAAUUUGCGGCACUCCUGAUGCUUCCGAAAAGAGAAACUCUCAGGCUUCUUACUGCUUCAUAUAGCUCUAAACAUCACAGGAGCGGCCAUGGCAGGUACAGUUCUGCUGGCUGCUGAUUUUUUACUGUAAUUUCCAGGUUUCUUUUUAAUUUGUAGCUAUAGAUCUGGACCGUUGGUUGACUGGUGCCUCUCCGCUACGAAGAGACGCACUUGUA
This is a messenger RNA of Selaginella moellendorffii, 3415 nucleotides long. RefSeq lists its product as uncharacterized. Bases 255 to 3164 code for a protein of 969 amino acids. The record is from RefSeq and is a predicted model, not a curated record. The transcript is spliced from 6 exons. NCBI's taxonomy places the organism in Eukaryota, Viridiplantae, Streptophyta, Lycopodiopsida, Selaginellales, Selaginellaceae. Gene Ontology annotation, cellular component: integrator complex. Gene Ontology annotation, biological process: snRNA 3'-end processing.